Molecule: messenger RNA, 1946 nt
Organism: Phodopus roborovskii (desert hamster)
Lineage: Eukaryota; Metazoa; Chordata; Mammalia; Rodentia; Cricetidae
Gene: Ccr9
Product: C-C motif chemokine receptor 9
Exons: 3
Coding region: 153-1253 (366 amino acids)
Biological process (GO): immune response; G protein-coupled receptor signaling pathway; chemotaxis
Cellular component (GO): membrane
Molecular function (GO): C-C chemokine receptor activity
Source: RefSeq, a predicted model, not a curated record
CUUCCUUUUUGGUGUUUGGUGUCGGAUAGCUUCCUGCUCAGAACCCACAGAAGCCUACUCCUCAUCCCAGACAGCUGCAGUGUCCUCUCUCCACAGACCCAUACCCAGGCUCCGCACUUCCCCUCUUGAAGCUGGCUGGCAUCUGACCCACCAUGACACCCACAGAACGAACAAGCCUCAUUCCUGGUAUGUUGGACGACUACAGCUACAUUUCCACAGAAGACUACAUGAAUUUCACCUCCAAUACCUUUUUCUGUAAGAAAAACAAUGUCAGGCAGUUUGCGAGCUAUUUCCUCCCACCUUUGUACUGGUUUGUGUUCAUUGUGGGCACCUUGGGCAAUAGCCUGGUUAUCCUUGUCUACUGGUAUUGCACAAGAGUGAAGACCAUGACGGACACGUUCCUUCUGAAUUUGGCAAUUGCUGAUCUGCUCUUUCUUGCCACUCUUCCCUUUUGGGCUAUCGCUGCUGCUGGCCAGUGGACAUUCCAUACCUUCCUGUGCAAGGUUGUGAACAGUAUAUACAAGAUGAACUUCUACAGCUGUGUGCUACUGAUCAUGUGCAUCAGUGUGGACCGAUACAUUGCCGUUGUACAGGCUAUGAAGGCUCAGAUCUGGCGGCAGAAAAGGCUGCUGUACAGCAAGAUGGUUUGCAUUAUCAUCUGGGUGAUGGCGGCUGUGCUCUGUACCCCAGAAAUCUUGUAUAGCCAAAUCAGUGGGGAAUCUGACAAUACCAUCUGUACCAUGGUCUACCCUAAGGAUAAGAACGCCAAGCUGAAAUCAGCUGUCUUGAUCCUGAAGGUCGCCUUGGGGUUUAUCAUCCCCUUCGUGGUCAUGGCCUUCUGCUACACCAUCAUCAUUCACACCCUGGUACAGGCCAAGAAGUCUUCCAAGCACAAAGCGCUAAGGGUGACCAUCACUGUCCUCACUGUCUUCAUUAUGUCUCAGUUCCCCUACAACUGCAUCCUCAUAGUGCAGGCCGUUGAUGCCUACACUGUGUUCAUCUCCAACUGUGCUAUUUCCACCAGCAUUGACAUCUGCUUCCAGGUCACUCAGACCAUUGCAUUCUUCCAUAGUUGCCUUAAUCCAGUUCUCUACGUAUUUGUGGGCGAGAGAUUCCGCCGGGAUCUCAUGAAGACCCUGAAGAACUUAGGAUGCAUUAGGCAGGGCCACUGGGUUUCAUUCACGAGGAGAGAGGGUAGCUUGAAGAUUUCUUCCAUGCUACUGGAGACAACUUCGGGGGCCCUCUCCCACUGAAAGGAGUUCUCACCGAGAUAGAUUAUCCUCUUGGAAAUAAUGAGGAUACAUAGACACAACACAGUCUCCCCACUGAUAAGACUAAAGAGAAAGCAAAUAAGAAGGAAACGAGAAAACCCAAAAUGAAAUAAAACAAACUAGGAUGAAUCUAAACAGCCUCAUCACGCUCAGUCAGGAUAUGCCAAAGUUUUCUAAACUAAUCACACCAGAAGGGCACCAGCUGGGUUUGGUUGCAGUAAAUGCAAUUCUGAGGAGUAUACCUGAGAAGCAGUGAGGACACCCCAGCCAUGCACAUGCUAAUCAUCGAUGCAGCUAGGUUCUGGAGGUGUUGAGUUUCUACAGUACUCCACAUUUUUGUUACUUCAGAUCUGAUGCUACUCUUCUCCAGAGGUGACAGAGCACGGAGUCACCAGCAUAGACCACAAAAGCAAGGCUUAGCAAUAUUUUCCACCUUGGGAUAUCCCCACUGGUGGGGAGACUUUGUACAUCUCAUUACAUAUUUUUAAAUCUAGAACACACCCAAACAAUCUGAGGCUGAACGCCCUUCUGACAUCCUUGAUCUCUUCUGGGCCAAGGACAACCAUUUUUUUUUUCCUACUUUGGAGCUAUUUGUAAGACAGGUUGGCCAGCCCACGCACAGCACAUUAACUGGAGUCUGUUGCUCUCAGCCCACGUAGGUGUCUGGCUGGAGUU